Cavenderia fasciculata is the source of this 1986-nucleotide messenger RNA. RefSeq lists its product as uncharacterized. Lineage: Eukaryota; Evosea; Eumycetozoa; Acytosteliales; Cavenderiaceae. Bases 1 to 1986 code for a protein of 661 amino acids. The record is from RefSeq and is a predicted model, not a curated record. The transcript has 2 exons.
AUGAUGAUACGAUCAACACUAUUAAAGGCAACAAAUACCUUUGUCAGAAGAAAUAGUGCAACAACAUCAAUAGCAUAUACCUCUUCAUCAUCAUCAUCAUCACUAUCAAGUUUAUCUACAUCAUCGUCAAUACCACCACAUUCAUUGUUAUCAACCAUCAUUACAAAUAAAGGAUUAUCAUCAUCAUCAUCAUCAUCAUCAUAUGAUAUAUCAUAUUCAUCAUCAUUUAAUAGAUCAUUUUCAACAGUAUCAGUAUCAUCAUUCAUUUCAGACAACAAUGAAGUUUUAAAUUUAGAUGAAAUGAAAGAAGAAGAACCAGAAGUAGAGGGAUGGGCUUAUACACCUCCCUAUUCAGGUCUAACAACAAGAGAGUUUAGAUCAUACUUUUUCACUCAAUUCAUAUCAGGUCAAAAGAUUUUGGAGGCAAAGUAUGUCUAUCUAUUUAUGAUCACAACAACGAUCAAAUACAAGAAUUGUGGACGUAUUUUGCACAGUGUAGCACACGAUGCCGAUUGUUCGACAAAGAUCUUUGAACGAAUGACCAAGAAUAACAUUGAGUUGUCGGCAUUGGGCAUGCAAGGUGUGUUUACAAUGGUGAGAAACGACGCUGUCACAACAGAAGCUUUGUGGAACACCUAUUCAGAGCAGAUUUUAAUGAUGCCACCUGGUCAUGUGCCAGAUAUCUACAGAAUCAUUGUAGGCACCUACUGUCGAGCUGGACUCGAGCAAAAGGCAAAGGAUAUGAUUGAGAACUAUGUCGUCCCUACCCGUUCAAAGUUUGCAAUCAACCAAUCAUACUGCGCGCUACUUUCUAUGUAUCUGCGAAACAACGAUAUGGAGCAAUACAAUACACUCAUGGCUCGCCUGAAAAAAGAGCUCAGAGGUGUAACAUUGGAUCGCAGUCUUUUGGUUGAUAUUGUCGAUCAUGCCGAUCAAAACAAGUUGUAUGGCACAUUUGUCAACCUUGCCUCUGAGCAUCCUGCCUCAACCUAUAUUAUCGCCGACGCAGUCAUUCAGCGUUGCCUGAGGGAGCGUGCACCACUCGAUAUUAUCACACGUGUUCUCGACACGAUACGCGACACUGAUAAAAAGGACCAUCUCAUCAGAAUCAUCAACCUUUUGGAAGCUGUCUCGGCAGAAAACCAUCCCUAUUCACAAGACAUCCUACUCGACGUACUCGACCGAGUACCGCUGUCGACCAUGUCGGCCACCAACAUUGUCGCGUGCAUCAAGACUGCUUCCGUGAUUGACCGACCCGACCUCAUCAUCAAAAUCGUCAACGAGGCCGUCAAGUCUGAACCCAAGGAUUCUCUGUUGACCGCAUUUUUGUUGCGUACCGUGUUUGUUUUCUGCUCGGCACAAGAUACCACCAGUAUUGUCGAGCGGUUCAAUAUCCAACCCUCCUUGUUCCCAAGACAACUAUCAACCCAAUUGGUCCUGCCAAUCAGCAUACAGUCACUCCACUCGAAAUUCAACCCUAGCUUGGUCUAUAUAGACAGAAUGCUAAAAGACAGAUCCAGCCAAACCAAGGCAUCAGUCACAAUAUCAUUGGCCGUUGAAAUUGCUCUUUUAAAGAAUAUGCCCAAAGUAGCCGCAAUGUACUAUUACAAACUAACGAAACGCAAAUGUCAAAUCCCAACUCGAUGCUACGAUUCAUUUAUCGCCUAUCACACCAUCCAAAAAAAUCAACCCGAGGUUGACAAAUGGACCAAUCUCAAGAACAAAGAUCAAAACCAACUUUCCUCAACUCAAGAUUCUUCCAUCAACAACAACAAUUAUCUCUGGGAGGGGUACAGAGUCAAAACACACAAAAAACAACAAGAGCAUAUAGAACAAAGAAAGAGAUACCAUGAAAAUAGAAAACAAUGGGAACUAGAAGAAAAAUUAUUACAACAACAAAAAGAAAAGGAAAAAGAACAACAACAAGAAAAGGAAAAUAUUGAUACUACUACUACUACGACCACUACUACUAGUUCUAGAACAUAA